Lolium perenne is the source of this 651-nucleotide messenger RNA. RefSeq lists its product as uncharacterized. NCBI's taxonomy places the organism in Eukaryota, Viridiplantae, Streptophyta, Magnoliopsida, Poales, Poaceae. The record is from RefSeq and is a predicted model, not a curated record.
CCAACUCUCCUAGCUGUCACACGACCAAACCCAUUCUCCUCUUCACCUCCGCCUAUAAAAGCCCCACAGCUCCAUUUCCUCUCCGGCGAUCACAACACGAGAGCUAGCUAGCUACGUAUCAAUCCCAAGCAUCCCUUCCUUGGUUCCUAAGCCAGAGUUUCUUCUUUUGUCUUAUCGUUGAGGCCAUGACGUCGUGGGCGGACCAGUGGGACACCGGCGCCGACCCCAGCCCUCGCCGCGGCAGCGGCGACGGGAAGAAGCAGGGUGGCGACCGCGUCGAGAAGACCAAGGCGGCCGCGGCGACCGGGCUCAAGAAGGUCAAGGCGGGCACCGCGCAGGGCUUCCAGUGGAUCAAGGACAAGUACCACCAGAAGAAGAACGCCGGCGCCGGCAAGAGCAGCAAGCAGCAGGGCGGCGGCUCCCAGAUAGCGGCCGGGUACUGAGUACUGACCGACCCACCGAUCGACCACGUGGAUGCACAGACGUUUGAUUUAGUACUGUAUAUGGGAUGCAAUUUGUACUAGCUAGAAGAGUAGUAGAAAGUAGUCCUGCAGCUUGCUGUUCUUGUGUGUGCAUAAUUAAAUGGCUGCUGACCAGUUAGCACUUCUUCUGCAGAUAAUGAUGAUUCUAUUGUCUUCUGCUACUGUUUCA